Corylus avellana is the source of this 1104-nucleotide messenger RNA. Lineage: Eukaryota; Viridiplantae; Streptophyta; Magnoliopsida; Fagales; Betulaceae. The record is from RefSeq and is a predicted model, not a curated record.
AUGGACAUUUCAAAGUCACACUUGGACAAUGAGGGCACAGUUGAAUCUUUGUAUACAUGUAUUCCAAAUGAUGACGCGGAUAAAGAAGACAUGUUGGUGCUUUAUUCGGAGGAAGAGUUUGAUGAUAACGAAGACAAUGUUGUACUACCCGAGAUGAUUGAUGGGGAUGACAAAGUUGAUGAACCACAAAAUUCAAUGACAUUUAGUUCACAUGAAGAAGUGAUCUCAUAUUAUAAGAAGUAUGCUAAACAAGUUGGUUUUGGUGUGUUAAGAAGAAUGAUUAAAAAGACAUCAGAUGGUCAUCCAAAUUACAUGAUCCUUACAUGCAUUCGCGAUGGCUCAGGAACACGCAGCACAAGAAAUGCUUCCAAAGCAACACCAACAACUAAUAGAACUGGGUGUAAGGCCAGGAUUUGUGCAAGGUUAUGGGAUGAUGGAACGUGGUAUUUGAGUAAAGUGGUACUUGAGCAUAACCAUCAUGUAAGCCCAAGAAAAGCAAGAUUUUUAAGGUGUUUUAAGAAUAUUAAUGAUGCUGCAAAAAGAAGGCUUGAUCUUAAUGAUAGAUCUGGAAUAUGUUUAAAUAAGAAUUUUAACUCAUUAGUUGUUGAAAUGGGGGGGUUUGAGAAUGUUCCCUUUGGGGAGAAAGAUUGUCGAAAUUUUAUUGCCAAGGCAAGAGAGCUUCGGCUUAGCAAAGGAGGUGGUCAAGCACUUUGUGAUUAUUUCAGAAGAAUGCAAGACAUGAAUGAUGGCUUCUAUUAUGUGAUGGACAUGGACGAUGAUGCUAGGGUGCGAAAUGUGUUUUGGGCUGAUGCACGAAGUAGGGCAGCGUAUGAAUUCUUUGGGGAUGUCAUUACAUUUGACACGACAUACUUGACUAAUAGGUAUGACAUGCCAUUUGCUCCUUUCGUAGGAGUGAAUCAUCAUGGUCAGUCAAUACUUUUUGGGGCAGGACUACUAUCAAACGAGGAUACAGAUACAUUUGUUUGGUUGUUUGAGUCAUGGUUGAAGUGCAUGAAUUACCGAGCUCCAGGUGCAAUUUUAACAGAUCAGGCUAGGGCAAUGAAAAAAUGCAAUUGCGAUAGUUUUUCCAAGAACUCGACAUAG